Molecule: messenger RNA, 1812 nt
Organism: Musca domestica (house fly)
Lineage: Eukaryota; Metazoa; Arthropoda; Insecta; Diptera; Muscidae
Exons: 4
Coding region: 54-1724 (556 amino acids)
Biological process (GO): fatty-acyl-CoA biosynthetic process; long-chain fatty acid metabolic process
Molecular function (GO): long-chain fatty acid-CoA ligase activity
Source: RefSeq, a predicted model, not a curated record
AACAAACCACUAAACAGCAGUUGUCACCAAACCGUCCAUCGAGACUGACGAAUAUGUAUCCGCUCACCGCUACCUAUUAUGAUGCAAAAGAAAAAAUAUGGUCUGGACCCCAGCGAAAAGAUUUCUAUAACAAGGACAUAACAUUGGGAGAAGUUAUCUUUGAAGUUCUCAACAAAUGCCCGGAUAAGAUUGUACAGAUACACGAUGUGACGCAGGAGAAAUUGACGGCCCAACAGUUAUUGGAUCACUCGCGGGUGUUGAGUAAAAAUCUCCUUAAAUUAGGUCUCAAGAAGGGUGAUGUUAUUGGCCUGAUGGCCAGCAAUUGGACACAUGUGACGACACUGAUGUUGUCUUCGUUUGUGUGUGGCACCCCCGUGAAUGCUCUGUAUCAGAGUUUUGAUAAAGAUUCUGUUGCCAUGGUCUAUAAGGUCACCCAACCUAAGGUAUUAUUUUGUGAUGCCGAAAACUAUCAAACUGCCUUGGAGGUCAACAAUCAGCUACAGCUGAAUGCUCCAAUAUUCGUAAUGAAUGAUAACGACGUUGUGGAGGGUGUUGGACAUAUCAAAGAUCUGUUGAAGUUGGACAAUGAUAUCAGCGAUAAGGAAAAUUUUAGAUUCCCUUGCUACGAAUUGAACGGAGACGAUACAGCCAUGCUGUUGUGUUCUUCUGGCACCACUGGCGCUCCCAAAGGAGUUAAAUGCUCCCAUCGAGCAUUGCUCAAUCAGAAUGUAUUUCUAACCCUCAAACCCGACUCGGUGACAUUCACCUUCAGCGCCAUGUAUUGGGCAUCCGGUCUGUGGACAUUGGUGCAUUCUUUAAUUCUCGGUUCGCUGCGCAUUGUUACCACUCGGCCCUACACCCCGGAAUAUUUACUCGACUUGGUGCAGCAAUACAAAAUUACCCAUGUUCUUUCGAAUAAUCAGUAUAUGGCUGAAUUGGCACAAUAUGAAGAUGUGCCAAAAAUACAAAAGUGCUUGGAAUCCAUUGAUACGCUGUUGGUAGGCGGUGCCAAGGUCACCUUGGGCCUGCAGGAGAAAAUGCAUCACAUUUUAGCGAAGAAUCUAAAACGGUCCGGCUUUGCUGUGGCCUAUGGCAUGUCCGAAUUGGCUGGAAUGUUGACGAUUAAUGGCGGCUAUGUGACAGAACGCCUAGUGGGCUCCGAGGGAAAAAUUCUUGCCAACAAAAAAGUGCGUAUAAUCGACAAACAAGGCCAAGCAUUGGGGCCUAAUCAACAUGGAGAGAUUUGUAUUUACUCACCCUAUCCCUGGUACGGUUAUCACAAUAACGAGGAGGCCACGCGCAAGGCUUUGCGGGAUGGAUGGCUGUACACCGGAGAUAUUGGCUAUUUCGAUGAAGAAGGCUUCCUGCAUGUCUGCACCCGAGACAAUGAUGUCUUUAAAUCGAGAAAUUUCCAAAUCUAUCCACAACUCAUCGAAGAGGUUAUCUAUCGUUUGGCGGGCAUUGCUGAAGUCUGCGUUUUCGGUAUUCCCGAUCCGAUUGCUACGCAUUUGACGUCUUGUGCUGUGGUACGUUCUCAAACGGCAGAGGGUUUGAAGCUGUCAGCCAAGGAAAUCGAUCAACAUGUUAAGGCCCAUAUGGGCAGUAUGUACCACUUGGCUGGCGGUGUUUAUUUUGUAGAUGCCAUACCGAAGACCGGUUCGGGUAAAGUCCAGAGAGCCAAGGUACUGGAGCUUGUUAUGAAAAUGAGAGAAGAAAAGGCCUAAAUGUAAAACUGUGUUCAUUGUUAUAUAAAUAAAUAGAUAGAUAAUAAGUCAAAUUACUUUUAAUAAUUAAUUAAAUACAAUAUAAAAA